This is a messenger RNA of Trichoderma atroviride IMI 206040, 1358 nucleotides long. RefSeq lists its product as uncharacterized. Gene Ontology annotation, cellular component: ribonucleoprotein complex. Lineage: Eukaryota; Fungi; Ascomycota; Sordariomycetes; Hypocreales; Hypocreaceae. Gene Ontology annotation, molecular function: RNA binding. The record is from RefSeq and is a predicted model, not a curated record.
CCUUGGAGAAAAAAAAACUGUCGAGAGAAAUUUAGUCUUCGCCAUUGUGCUCUUAGCUCAACGCAACCCCGUCCAAAGUCACAGCCUCUCUGUCCUUCUCACCAGGGCUGCAAACUCAAUUUCCUCGCGGGUACUAAAUUUCAUCAUGGACGGUACCGAUGGACGAAACGACGCCUUGGCUGAUGGCCGGCGCAUCUACUUAGGCAACCUCCACUAUGUGCUCAAGUCGGAGGACAUUGAGGAGUUCCUCAUUGCCAACGGCUUUGACGACAUUGAGAACAUCCACAUGUCCAUUGACGCCGUCAGCAGCCGCAACCCGGGCUACUGCUUCGUGGACUUUGCCCAGCGCCCAACGGCUGAGCGCGCUCUCACCUCGCUGCAGGCAUCGCUGCGUGGCCGUGAGAUCAAGGUCGGCCCUUGCGAGCCUAGAAAGAAGCGCAAUGAGAACGGCCGCUCGGGCUUCCAGCAGCGAACUAACGAAUGGCGAGGUGCGCAAGGCGAUGACGGCCAACAGUACCAGAGCGAGCAGAGGCCCCGCGGUGGCUUGAACCGCUCCGAGGAGGUGGUUGAUGAGUCCCAGGGAAAGCGACUGUAUGUUGGCGGACUGGCCAAGAUGGGCGACCAGGACCAGAACAACCAGGAGAUGAUGGGAAUCUUCACCGGUUUCAACCCCUCGUACAUUGGCAAGCGCAUUGCCCCCCAUGACACCAGCAGAAGCCCUACUGGAACCUACUACUACUGCUUCGUGGACUUUGAGACCCAAGACGAGGCCCAGGCCGCCAUGCAGGCUCUCGACGGCGCCGAGUACGAUGGAGGCGUGCUGAAGGUUUCACUGGCCAAGAGGAACGACAGACAAUCCACCCGCACCAACGCGACACCGGACCGCAAUGGCCAGGGACGCGGCUGGUCACGACCUUCCAACCCCCGACCCGAGGGCGGACUGCCACCUUCGGCCAGGGCCAUGGGAUCCAACAACUGGAGGAGCCGAGAUGCCCAGUAGGUUGGGAUCGCAUCCGCUGCUACCGCGGCUUACCGCUGCUUACCACUGCCACCGCUAAAAUUGGAGUGAGGAAAAGGGAGAGACUUCAGACGAAGUCGUAGGAGUGCUGGGACAAGAAAAUCUAUUUGGGAGCAUCAUGUAUUAAUUCGUUUAUUCUUAUGUAUUUGUUCCAUUUGCAAACAAAAACGGCUGAAUGCGGGGUACCACGAGGGGCACAAAUGGCAUGAGUUGCGUUGUUGUGUUGCACCAAGACUCCUUUCUUGUGAUUUCUCGCGAAUCAUGUCCAAAUUCAAGCCAUACAAAUACAGCACCAGCAACACCAAAAAAUAUGCUUUUUCGGCUCAUAAAAAAUCCCAUC